Messenger RNA from Clonostachys rhizophaga, 1380 nucleotides. The record is from the annotation of a GenBank genome assembly. NCBI's taxonomy places the organism in Eukaryota, Fungi, Ascomycota, Sordariomycetes, Hypocreales, Bionectriaceae.
AUGGCACCCAUCACGACUGUCUCAGAGCACGAUGUCACCAUCACAUCGUUCAAAGUCACAGACCUUCGCUUUCCCACGAGUCUAGAUGGUGUUGGCUCCGAUGCCAUGCACGUUGGGACCAAUGGAUCGCAUCCAUUCAUUCAGAUCUUCACAAACCGCGAUGACCUGAUCGGCGAGGGCAUCGCAUUCAGCAACGGCAGAGGAAGUGAGCUGGUCUGCAUGGCACUGGAGAUUUUUGCCAAGAGAGUCGUGGGAAAGACCAUGCACGAACUCACAAGAGACAUGGGCAAGACAUGGCGGUACAUGGUCUCUGAUUCCCAGUACCGAUGGAUCGGCCCUGAGAAGAGCGUCACACAUCUAGCCGUGGCCGGUGUGCUGAAUGCCGUGUGGGAUCUCUGGGGCAAGAUCCUGGGCAAGCCUGUGUGGAAGAUUGUCUGCGACAUGAUGCCCGAGGAGAUUGUACGAUGCAUUGACUUCCGAUACAUCACAGAUGUGAUCACGCCAGAAGAGAGUAUCAAGCUGCUCAAUAAGACGCAGGCAGGGAAAGAGGAGCGCCUGCAAGAGGCGAUGCAGAAUGUUGCCGUCCCGGCGUACACAACAUCUCCAGGAUGGCUCGCCUUCUCUGGCGACCGGAUGAAGGAGGUGCUUGAGGAGACGAUAGCCGCAGGAUACACAGUUUUCAAGUUCAAAGUGGGAACAAGCAUCGAAGCUGAUCGCGCCCGACUCUCGGCAGUUCGAGAGGUGCUCGGUUAUGAUAAAGGGCAUCAAAUCAUGAUUGAUGCCAACCAGGUAUGGAGUGUGCCUGAAGCCAUCGAGUACAUGAAGCACCUGGUAGAGUUCAAGCCAGUCUUCAUCGAGGAACCAACUAAUCCCGAUGAUGUCUUGGGCCAUGCGGCCAUCCGAAAAGCACUCAAGCCGUACGGGGUGGGAGUUGCUACUGGCGAGGCUGCUCAGAACAGAGUAACAUUCAAGCAGUUGCUUCAAGCUGAAGCCACGGAUGUAUGCCAGAUUGAUGCUGUCCGUCUGGGAAGUGUCAACGAGUGUCUAGCAGUCAUGAUUAUGGCUUUGAAAUUCGACGUCCCUUGCGUCCCUCAUAAUGGAGCUAUGGGUCUGACAGAGCUGACCUCGCAUCUCAGUACCAUUGACUACAUCGCCAUCAGCGGCCGCAAGUCAAUGCUGGAGAAUGCCGACAGCCACAGAGAGAAUCUCAAGCAUCCGUCAAAGAUCGAGAACGCACACUACGUGACACCACUGGCACCCGGCUACUCAACGGGAUACACUGAUGAGGCUCUGGAAAAGUAUACUUAUCCCAACGGUUCUUUCUGGAGUAGCGACAUUGGACUGGAGAUCAUUGCCCAGCCUACUGGAGGAGUUCUAUGA